CGUUACUCAGCCAGGUGACAGCUGAGCCAGCAGGGAGAUACCGCGGGCUGUGCUCUACACGACAGAACAGCCAACAUCACGAUAAUUGUCAGCGCCAAAUCAAAGUAACGUCAGACAGCCAUCGCCAGCAUGUCAGAGCCGGCCGGGGACUCGAAGUUGGAGGUGAAGCAGGCGAGCAAAGAGGUGAAAGAGAGCGAAAACGUCGCGGAAAAAUAUUCAGCCAUGACCGUAAGCAAGAAUAGCGAAAUGAACAUGGGUGAGCUGUCGUCCGUCUUCAGCGCUGUGCCCACUCACAAACCAGUAAAAAAGCAAAUUCAGUUUGUGGAGGACAAGCAGGAGUUCAGCAGGUUCCCAACCAAGGCAGGCCGUCGGUCCUUGUCCCGCUCCAUCUCUCAGUCAUCCACAGACAGCUACAGCUCCGCUGCGUCUUAUACGGAUAGCUCCGACGACGAGACUUCACCACGGGACAAAACACAGGUCAACUCCAAGGGCAGCAGUGACUUCUGUGUCAAGAACAUCAAACAGGCUGAGUUCGGCAGACGUGAGAUUGAGAUCGCAGAACAAGAUAUGUCAGCCCUGAUCUCGCUCAGGAAGAGAGCACAGAGUGAGAAACCAUUGGCAGGUGCCAAAAUUGUGGGCUGCACUCACAUCACUGCUCAGACUGCAGUGCUGAUUGAGACUCUGGUGGCUCUUGGGGCUCAGUGCCGCUGGACUGCCUGUAACAUAUAUUCUACGCAGAACGAAGUGGCUGCUGCUCUGUCAGAGACAGGUGUGGCUGUGUUUGCCUGGAAGGGGGAGUCUGAGGAUGACUUUUGGUGGUGUAUUGAUCGCUGUGUCAACACUGAGGGUUGGCAGCCUAACAUGAUCCUUGAUGAUGGAGGAGACUUGACACACUGGAUGUACAAGAAAUACCCUAAUGUAUUCAAGAAGAUCAGGGGCAUCGUAGAGGAGAGUGUCACUGGAGUUCACAGGUUGUAUCAGCUGUCCAAAGCUGGAAAACUGUGUGUGCCAGCGAUGAAUGUAAAUGACUCUGUGACAAAGCAGAAGUUUGACAACCUGUACUGCUGCAGAGAGUCAAUCCUAGACGGCUUGAAGAGAACCACAGAUGUCAUGUUUGGAGGCAAACAGGUGGUCGUUUGUGGGUACGGUGAGGUUGGAAAAGGUUGUUGUGCUGCUCUGAAAGCUCUGGGAGCCAUCGUCUAUGUUACAGAGAUUGAUCCCAUCUGUGCCCUGCAGGCCUGCAUGGAUGGAUUCAGGGUGGUCAAGCUGAAUGAGGUCAUUCGCCAGGUUGAUGUCAUCAUCACAUGCACUGGGAACAAGAAUGUGGUGACCCGGGACCAGCUGGACCGAAUGAAAAAUGGCUCCAUUGUCUGCAACAUGGGUCACUCCAAUACUGAGAUUGAUGUGGCUAGUCUUCGGACCCCCGAGCUGACCUGGGAGAGAGUGCGUUCUCAGGUGGACCACGUGAUCUGGCCUGAUGGCAAGAGAGUUAUACUUCUGGCUGAGGGACGUCUCCUCAACCUCAGCUGCUCCACUGUCCCUACCUUUGUCUUGUCCAUCACAGCCACCACUCAGGCCCUCGCCCUUAUAGAAUUGUACAAUGCUCCAGAGGGACGAUACAAGCAGGAUGUUUACUUGCUUCCUAAGAAGAUGGAUGAAUAUGUUGCCAGUCUCCAUCUGGCCACUUUUGAUGCCCACCUCACAGAGCUUACUGAUGAGCAGGCAAAAUACCUGGGCCUCAACAAGAACGGUCCUUUUAAACCCAACUACUACAGGUAUUAGUCUGCAAGGGAACCACCAUCAGCACAGUUAAAUGUGGACGGUAACAUUACCUAUCCCUCAGAUAAACAAAAGAUUUAUGUAUAUUGAAUUUAUACUCUCCACAGGAUGCAGAGCAUAUAUUUAGUUGUAUUUUACUGACCACAGCAAGUUUUUACCUCACUUGCUACUUCCUACGGAUGAUGGACAUGGCACCCAGCUGGCUAUGAAACGUCAAUGUAACUACAGCACUUACAUCUGCUGUUUAUUUUCUGGUACAUCUGUUUCAAUACCUGCUGACUCCUAGGUUAUUUAGAGUUCUGAUAGAUAUUGAAUAAUGUAUCAAUAUAUGGUGUCAAAUAACUGUGAAAGGGAAGGAUUGCAGUUGUUGUGAAAUUUUAAUGGUUAGUUGUGAAAUCUGUUAAACCUUCAGCGACAUUUUUGAUAUAAACAUUGUAUCAAAUUCCUCCAUGUAAUGCAAAAGAGACAUUUGAAACGCAAAACCGACAAAGCUGUUUAGCCACCUUUAGCUCGUUGGUUUGGCUCUCUUGUCAACCUCCUGAAUGAAGCUGUUGGCAGCCUUUUCCAGAAAAGAAGCUUAGACAAACCUAGUCUGGCACAAAAUGUCCCAACUCCUGGCUCGUGAAAAAAGUCAAAUGUUUUUCUCCUAAGUAGGUAGACUGGGUCACAACAAAAAGGCCAGUGAAUAUUGGACUUAAAUGUAUCAGAAAUUUGGCCAGAAAUUUGACAAAUUAGAUGAAGCUGUGUGUCUGCUAGGUGCUGAAGUCAGCAAUUGUUUUGCAUACAAAUGAGCCAUAACAACUUAAUAAGCUGAUUGUAAAUCAAUGCUGUGUAUCUGUGAGUCUGUUUUGGAGUCUUUCUACCCCCAGGGUGGUGGGGAAGAAAAAGCAGCUUUAAAGUUUUCUUUCUGUUUGAUGCGGCAGCACUCACUCGCUUAAUACAUUCCAUCCACAAGAUACAGAAGAAAUGUCCUGACCUCUGUAGUACCAUCACCGUUACUGCUAACAUUCAGCAGAUAUGGGUAAAGAGGAACUUGAGUGCUUUUAGACUAUGGCAAAAAUAAGAAGAGAGCUUGGCAUUUAUUUUCUUGAAAAGAUGUGUCCAUUUUUGAGGUUUUUGGUGGUCUGGUAAGAAUAGUAUCUGCAGCUCAGGGCAUUCAAAUAUCUCAAAUUAUCUGUAAAUAUAUUUUUACCACAUCUUCACUGUCGGACGUUAGUAUCCAUGUCUAAUCUCACUGACAUUCUAAUGAAAUUACUAUUUACAGUAGAGGUGUAAAAAAGUUUAGAUAAUUUGAUACUGUAUGAUCUAUACCACCUGUCUAGAGUACAUCAACUAUUGCAGCUAUGUAUAUUCUUUGUAAUGCAUGUUGAGCAGUGUUAGAUACAGUAUGUUUAUACUGUACAUGCAACAGCAUCUGAUGAGCCAGUCUAAUAAUGGUAUUUGCUGAAGUGCAACAUUUAGUUUCUUUUUUUUUUUUUUUUUUUAGAAUUCUCACAGGACUCUGAUCUUGUUUUAACUAGAGGAUGUCUGUUUUUCUAUUAAAGAUUUUAACAACAGAAAAGUAAUCUUACAUCCUCAAAUGCUGUGGGCCUAGACAUGGAUAAACUUUGUUGUCAACACAUUUGCCUGGUCAGAUGUGUUAACUUUACCUCUGUGUUAUCUUGCUCUUUUGCACCAUUAUUAUAGCUAUUCUAAUCACACAUUGUUUUGAUUUGUUUCCUGAAAUGUUUCAUUGUUUAAAAGGCUUAAGCAGUGUUUAGUGAGGCUUGUUAAAUGCACAAGUUCAGUAUACCACAUUUACUUCUCUAUAUUCACAUGUCACAUUUUUUUAAGAUUUGUGUCCACAUUGGAAAACGUAGUUGAGGUGAAUGUUUUUGGGUUUUUUUAAUUCAAACUAUAUAGUGGGAAGGUAGUUGUUCUUGCUGAAUUUGAAGCUCUUCAACACAAUUCAACAUGCUGUACUUUACGCUGGUGGCCUGUGGGCCGAUCUUAAUCCACACAGUUGACAGUAUUACUGUCCCUGCCAAGGGUUCAGCACCUUGUUACCUUGUUAAGGUGUUGCUCUGCAUCCAGUAUCACCCUGCCUCACCCUUCAAAAACCUUAAACUUUUCGUGCAGUUACAGGUAACUCCUGUAUUUAUUUUGUGCAGUAAUUUAAUUUUUUCUCUUUUUUAAUGAGUUGAUUUUAGUCACUUACUGCCGUUUAUUGAAUAUUAGCCUACACUGUGCUACUAUGAAAUGCUUUCAUCUUUGCACAAGCAGCUUUAAAGGCAAUAGAGCCAAGGACAUUCAGUGAGGAAAUCAUUGUCAGCAAGAUGAGCACUGUAACCAUGGUUACUGGUCAGUUGGCAGUGCCUUGUGGCUCACUUAGCAAUUUUUAUUCACACGUACAACUGUGUUUUUCUCCAAGUAUGGUAAUGCCCAACAUGGUUGUUAUUCUGCAAUAUACAAUAUAGCUAUGCAGCAAAAAAUACUCACUUGAGUCGAAAAUAUUUUACUUACUGCAGUGUUGGAGAGCUAUUAAAUCACGUAACUUAAAUAUGCAUUAAUCUAAGAUCACUAACAGUUUCAGACUUUAGAAGGCAACAUUUUACAUUAUGGUGUUCUUUUGUACUUUUUACAUUGAUUUUAAUGUCUAUUUUUAAUUCCAGUCUUAUUUCUUUCAACAAUCAUACAUUGUAAUGACUUGCAGUGAUCAUAAUAGCACCAUGCCUUUUAUAAUGACUCCCUCUUGCUUUAAUCAAUAAUAAGGCUUGUGUUACCCUAGUUUUAACUCUGUUACAGAGACAAAUGAAUGUGUUAUUUCUGGAGUACACAGCUUUACUCUUGUCAAUUGAAAUAAAAUAAGCAUACCACUGUGAUUUGACAGUUGUGCACUGUUGCUGAUUUUAUGUUUCUGCAAAUGAUGUAUUAGUGAUAAAGUAGGCCUAUAUUUUCAACAUUGUAGUUUAGACAAUUUCAGUAGCAUACACCCUGUUACAUUUCUGUGCACAAUUCCCUUUAAUA
Xiphias gladius (swordfish) is the source of this 4785-nucleotide messenger RNA. RefSeq names its product S-adenosylhomocysteine hydrolase-like protein 1. The transcript has 18 exons. Lineage: Eukaryota; Metazoa; Chordata; Actinopteri; Istiophoriformes; Xiphiidae. The record is from RefSeq and is a predicted model, not a curated record. Gene Ontology annotation, biological process: L-methionine cycle. The coding region runs from base 130 to 1782 and encodes 550 amino acids. Gene Ontology annotation, cellular component: cytosol.